Molecule: messenger RNA, 1345 nt
Organism: Dentiscutata erythropus
Lineage: Eukaryota; Fungi; Glomeromycota; Glomeromycetes; Diversisporales; Gigasporaceae
Source: the annotation of a GenBank genome assembly
AUGUGCAGCAUCGAGGACGCGCCAAACGAAAUUGAAGCAAUCAAAAUUAAACCCAUUACCAAAAAAUGUAUUAAAUGCAAGUCAACGCCAACAAUUUUAAUUCGGCAUUCUACAUAUUGCAAGCCAUGUUUCCAACAUGCUUUUGUUGGCAAAUUUCGUAAAAAUAUGGACAAAUUACGUUCCGCAAAUUCUCAAGGUGAAAAGGUUUUGGUGGGGUUUUCUGGUGGUCCUUCAUCCAGAGCAAUGCUUCAAUUAUUAAACGAUUAUAAUGAAGUUUUACCAAAUGAAAUAUCUAAGAAACCAUUAUUCUCUGAAGUUUUGGUUUGUCACAUUGAUGAAAGUCCAAUUUUCAAUUUAGAUGACAGUGAUGAUCAUGAUGUGAUUUUAAAUCAAAUUGAGCAAGUUGCUCAAAAUUACAAUUAUCCGUUUAUUGGAUUACGCAUAGAUGAUGUAUAUUCUCCUGACUACACUUCUAGUGGUGCAUAUAAUAAAGUUCUUGAAGUCACUUUAGAUAAGUCAAGUCAGCACGAAAUUGAUGAGCUUAACGCUAAAAUAUGUCAACAAGAAAUUUCUACAAAAAAAAAAUUACAUUCAUUACUUGAUGGUGUGUCUAAAUUGACCGCUAAAGAAGAUUUUGUAUGUACGAAAUUGUUGUUGGGUGAUUGUUCAACAAGAUUAUCUAUCAAAAUCAUAUCUUUUACAAGUAAGGGUCGUGGAUUUAGUUUGCCUUUGGAUAUUUCGGGAUUAAAUUCUUAUGUAACAAUCGUGAGGCCAAUGAAAGAUAUGCUAUCUAAAGAAAUCGGUAUAUACAAUAAAUUUCAAGGAUUCGAGACUACUAUCACAAACUCUCUCACAUCCAUGAUGCCGCAAAAAGCAAGUAUAGAUCGAUUAACUGAAGAAUUUGUCGUAAAAUUAGAGCGUGACUUUCCGUCAACUGUGAGCACUAUUUCUAGAACUGCUGCAAAAUUAACUCCACCUGAAUUUAUUGAUUCGGAUAGUCGUUGUAUUAUCUGCUUAAUUGCUCGUUUAUAUAGGCCAUACCAAAAGGAUAACAAAAUUUGGCAAAGCAGAAUUACAGUAAUGACAACUCCUUCGUCAUCUACUACGACUAAGACACAAAAUUCAACUUCUGAAUAUUCUAGUAAGAGUUCAGACACUUGCUCACGUGCUGCUACUUGUUGCUCUUCAGACUGCUGCACAUCCAAAGAUCACAAUAUUAGCAACCUGACAGAUUUAUUAUGUUAUGCGUGUCGAGUAAACAUGCGAGACAUAAAGGGGAUUACACUGCCACCUUAUGUUACUGAAGAUGUUGAGAAAAGAAAUGGACGCGAGAAUUUAAAAAAAA